CCCACUUCACAUCCUCUAUUCAUAUAUUACAUUUACGUGUCUAAUAAUUCAUACGCUUUCAUACCAACAACCUCUUAUAGUAAAGUCCCACUGGCAAAUAGCAAGAGCUCUUCAUUAAUUAAAACCCUACCUGCAAUUUCAUGCUCUCUUCAUUCUUAUACCCAUUUUCACAUCUGAUUUCUUGAUCAACUCACCGCAUUGAUCGAUCCCUUUUCCUCGAUCAUUCACUAAUAAGAAUGGAUCAUCGACUCAAUGCUACGACCUCGUCUUCCCUCUUUUCUUUCUACCACCCUUUCUUCACUAUCCUGGCCCUCGCUAUCUCGGGGUUGAUCCUGUUGGUCUCGCAAAAGAGGAAAUCCAAGCGGGUGAACCUACCUCCUGGCCCGCCUGGAUGGCCCGUGGUCGGAAACCUCUUCCAGUUCGCUCGCUCGAAGAAGCCCUUCUUCGUGUAUGUCGACGAACUGCGGGCCAAGUACGGCCCUAUCUUCACCCUGAGGAUGGGGACAAGGACGAUGAUAAUCCUGAGCGACGCGAAGCUCGUUCACGAGGCCCUUAUUGAGAGGGGACAGCUCUUCGCCAGCCGGCCUAGGGAGAAUCCGACCCGGGCCAUCUUCAGCUGCAACAAGUUCACUGUCAAUGCGGCGAUCUAUGGGCCCUUGUGGAGGUCGUUGAGGAGGAAUAUGGUCCAGAACAUGCUCAGCUCCGGCCGGCUGAAGGAGUUCAGGGCCAUCCGGGAUGCGGCCAUGGACAGGUUCAUCGAUCGGCUCAGGGCCGAGGCAAAGGGCAAUGAUGGGGUCGUCAGUGUUCUCAAGAACGCGCGAUUCGCCGUGUUCUGUAUAUUACUCGCGAUGUGUUUUGGCCUUGAGAUGAAUGAGGAGACCAUCGAGAGGAUGGAUCAAAUGAUGAAGACUGUCCUCAUCACAUUGGAUCCGAGGAUUGAUGACUAUCUCCCUAUUCUUAGCCCAUUCUUCUCCAAAGAUCGCAAGAGAGCACUCGAGGUAAGGAAGGAGCAAAUCGACUUCAUUGUCCCUUUCAUCAGGAAGCGGAAGCGGGCAAUCGAGAACCCUGGAUCCGAUAGCUCAGCCACGUCAUUUUCAUACCUUGACACGUUAUUCAAUCUCAAGGUCGAGGGCCGGAAGUCAGGCCCCACGGAACCGGAGCUCGUGACCCUCUGCUCGGAGUUCCUCAAUGGUGGGACAGACACAACGGGGACGGCAAUCGAAUGGGGCAUUGCGCAGCUGAUCGCGAACCCUCAUGUCCAAUCAAAGCUCUAUGAGGAGAUCAAGUCCACUGUCGGAGAUAAGCGGGUUGAUGAGAAGGACGUUGAGAACAUGCCCUACUUGCACGCCACCGUCAAGGAGCUGCUGCGGAAACACCCGCCGACCUACUUCUCACUGACGCAUGCUGUCACUGAGCCAACCAAGCUGGCAGGCUAUGAUAUCCCGACAGAUGUGAAUGUCGAGAUAUAUCUCCCGGGGAUUGGAGAGGACCCGAAACUGUGGACCAACCCGGAAAAGUUCGACCCUGAUAGAUACAUUACGGGCAAUGAGGACGCUGAUAUUACCGGAGUAACGGGAGUGAAGAUGCUGCCUUUCGGGGUUGGAAGGAGAAUCUGCCCUGGAUUGGGGAUGGCUACGGUUCAUGUUCAUCUGAUGCUAGCACGGAUGGUUCAGGAGUUCGAGUGGAGUGCUUAUCCGCCGAAUAGCAAGAUCGAUUUUACUGGGAAGUUAGAGUUUACGGUAGUAAUGAAGAACCCUCUUAAGGCACUCAUCAAGCCUAGGGUUUGAAAAGGAAUGUUGAAGAAGAGAGAAAGGAAUUAGAAGGGGCCGGGAAAGGUAUGUGAGGUAUUCCAAUAUUUUGUUGUGUAUUUCGGUUUGCAAGAUUAAGCGAGAAAUGGCUUACUAGUUAAAGAUGAUCAUAUUGUUUUAAUUUUUCUUCUUAUUUUUAAUAAUGAUUAAUUACAACUCGUGUUUGAAGUUGAUGGAGUUGAUUGUUAGUGAAUUGUUCAUAGUUCGAUUAGACAAAAGACAAGUAUAUUUUCGAUAGUCA
Molecule: messenger RNA, 2049 nt
Organism: Punica granatum (pomegranate)
Lineage: Eukaryota; Viridiplantae; Streptophyta; Magnoliopsida; Myrtales; Lythraceae
Source: RefSeq, a predicted model, not a curated record